Messenger RNA from Spinacia oleracea (spinach), 858 nucleotides. RefSeq lists its product as uncharacterized. NCBI's taxonomy places the organism in Eukaryota, Viridiplantae, Streptophyta, Magnoliopsida, Caryophyllales, Amaranthaceae. The record is from RefSeq and is a predicted model, not a curated record. The transcript has a single exon. The coding region runs from base 1 to 858 and encodes 285 amino acids.
AUGAAGUCGCCGGUUGAGACCCAUGACAGCACUGUCUAUUGCAAAUGCCAUUGUGAUGUGGGACAUGAUACAAAAGAUUGUAAGAGUUUGCGCAGGGCUCUCGAUGGGCUGGCGACCAAAGGUUUUCUAGAAACAUACCUCAGCACGAGUGCAAGGGGAAAUGGGAAGAAAUUCUAUAAGAAAAGAAAUUCUCCAUCAUACCAUCGUGAUGGAAAUGACACAGAUCUAGAGUGUGUAGCGGUCAUCUCUGGUGGCCUUGCGGCUGCAGGCCCGACCAUGAGAGGGAAGAAAGAUUAUGCAAGUCGGUUGGGUCAGGUAAUGUUACCUGGAAAGGCACCGAUGGAUCACUUUCCAAAGGUGGAAAUUUGCGAGGCCGAUAGGGGGAAGAUAGCAACUCCUCCGGACGAUCCCUUGGUCGUAGAAUUGAAGGUAGCAAACCUUAAAGUAAGACGCAUUCUGGUAGACACUGGAAUUUCAUCAGACAUUAUUAGCCUGGCAUGCCUGAGUCGUCUUGAGCAUGACCCCAAGACAAUUGAGAAAAUUCACUAUCCCAUCAUUGGAUUUGGAGGCGGCGUAAUCCAUCCUCAGGGCAUUAUUACCUUACCUCUUCGAAUAGGCGGACGACAUCAAAGUAGGAACUUGAAUGUCCGGUUUUUGAUUGCGAAGGACCUAACUGCAGACAAUAUCAACUUGGGACGACCCACUCUGAAUCAGACGAAGGCAGUAGUUGUCACUAACCUCAUGCUAAUGAAAUAUGUUUGUGAUAAAGGUCAAGUUGGCACAAUUCAUGGUGAUCAACAACAAGCUAGAUAUUGUUAUCUAACCACCCUGAAUCGCGAAGCUUGGGAAGCGGGCUAA